AUGUCAACCACGAUUUGUGAAACUGCAUACGGAACCUUACGUGGAACAUUAUAUCCAAACCAUGUAGCAUUCCUCGGAAUACCAUUUGCUCAACCUCCUGUAAACGAAUUGAGGUUUAGAGCACCGCGUAAGCCCAAAUCAUGGAAUGGUAUUCGAGACGCAACAAAAUAUGGUAGUGUUGCACCUCAGGUUAUUCAGAAUCCUGAGCGGGCUCCCGUGUUUACUAAUCCGAGAGCUGAUGAAGUCAUGUCUGAAGACUGCCUCUAUCUGAAUGUUUGGGCACCAAAAGCUGCAUUGGGAGGUCAAGAGAAACUACCAGUGAUGGUUUACAUACACGGUGUGUAUCUCAUUGUCUUGCACCCAUUAUUCCUACCUUUAAAACCAACAAUUCUUCCAACGGAAGGUGGUGGGCUACGAAUCGGAUCAGGCUCACAAUCAUUAUUCGAUGGAGGCGAGCUCGUACAAACAGCUCCAGUCAUAAUCGUGACCUUCAAUUACCGGAUGGGCUAUUUCGGCUGGAUGGCAUCGGAAGAAUUGCGCGACAAUUCACCAGAAACUGUCGCUGAAGGGUUUGGUGGACAUGCGAAUCCAGGACUGUUGGAUAUGAGAGCAGCGUUUUUGUGGGUCAAGGAGAACAUUGCAUACUUCGGAGGUGAUCCAGAUAGAGUUACUAGCUUUGGAGAAAGUGCCGGUGGCAUGCUCCAAACAUAUUUAAUAUCCUGCUUCCCAAACGACAGUUUAUUCCGAUACUCUAUACUGCAAUCAGGCUCAGCUCUCGCACCAUGGGACAUGGCUCCAUUCUCACAGGACGUAUUUGAUCAAGUCUGUGCAAAAUGUAGUCUACCAAAGCACUUGUCUGGGUCUGCUAAAGUAGAUGCGCUACGAGCUGUACCAGCAUCCGAUAUAAUGAAGGCUUUCACCGAGAUCUUUUACAACGGGCCUAUGAGAACUCGACCUGUAAUCGACGGAGUCGUAGUGAGGGAACAUCCAUUGAAGGCUAUUAGGAAUGGUCGCUGUAUGAAACUAGAUGGUGCCAUAUUAGGCUACGUUACCGACGAAGGAUCGUUUAGAGGGCAGCAAUUCUCGAAACGGGAAGACUAUGAAGCAUUUGUCAAACACGUAUGGCCUGGGUCUUUGAGUCAACGUAUACUCAAACAGUACCCCUUCAAUGAAGCUAUCCCAUACAAGGCCGGAUCUGAACUGAUGACCGACGUGGAGUUCGUUGCUGGAGCAUAUGCCACAGCUAAUGAGUUAAUCUCCCAAAAGGUGCCAGUGUAUAUGUAUAGAUGGGACGUCGCUCCUGAGAUGACGAAAGAAUGGAAUGCACGAGUACAUCAUGGUGCUGAACUCUUGUUUACGUUUAAUCAAAAGAGGUAUUUGAUGACACCUAACGAGUUGAGGUUGGGAGCUCUGGCUUCGAAAGCUUGGAUAUCGUUUGCUACGACUGGAAGUCCGGCUGGAUUCCAUGGUUGGCCUCAAUAUAAAGGCGAUGGUGGAGCAGUUGUUGUAUUUACCCCCGGUGGUAUUGAGGUUGGUGAUGAUCGAUGGCAUCAGGAGGGCAUCAAGUUCUGGAGGAAAAAUGAAUUUGAAGCUGAUGCUGCAGGAGACCAACACCAUAAGCUUUAA
Molecule: messenger RNA, 1626 nt
Organism: Synchytrium microbalum
Lineage: Eukaryota; Fungi; Chytridiomycota; Chytridiomycetes; Synchytriales; Synchytriaceae
Exons: 3
Coding region: 1-1626 (541 amino acids)
Source: RefSeq, a predicted model, not a curated record